GCGGUUAAUAAGAUCCAUGUUCUGUGGGUGUUACGGUUAGGGGUCCCUCACUUAGUGCACGUGACACUAGAUGUUUAACAGGUCAGGGGACUAAUCAGCCCCGAUACGUCCAGCGACAUUCUCCCACUAGCACCGUCACGUGACCCACCCCGCGCUAUAUAUUUGAGGAAACGCAAUUUGUGGAGCUAGUUCUGCUCACAAAACGUUUGGUAACCAGACUAAUUACUGACCAACAGUUCCUCUUGGUUGCAUGUAUUUUUGCUUGGUAGUAGCCCUAAGAAAUCUGUACCCAACUCGUUCCAGAUGAGUGGACUCAAUAUCGCCCUCUUCUUCAUCGUCUCCUCGCUCGUAACAUCAGAAUCUGAUGCUUGGUUCCACAAACCAAGAUGUCCCCCAAGAGACCCCAAGUGUAACUCGUAUAUGGGUCGUGACGUUAGUAAGCGCCACAUCGUCAGUUUCCAGGAUAUGAACCACCUGGGUCCCACAGUGCCGCCCCUCGGAGACCUCGCUCCGGACAGGAUCAUUUACAAUAACACUAACAGAAGGCUCCGACACAGCAAGCGAGCUCGUCACGAUAUCAGGUACCGAAGCAGGUUACAGAGAUAUCGGGACAGAUUCAACAGCUAGAGUGAUAGUCACCAUGGUACCCUCUGUAGCGACACCGUAGUAACGCAGCUAUUCACUUUCAGCGUGUGCUGUGAUCAUAUUUGUGCAUUUUUCUGUACAGCUCUUUGUAGACUUGUGCCAGCAAAUUUAGCUGGCAAAUCAUAUGUCAUAGUCUGAACACUAUUAUUUGGCUUGAGAUCAGUUGUAGAGGCAGAUAGACAGACUUGAUAAAAGAACAAUUGUUCUGAAUAAAACUUUAUACACAGAUACACUUUAAUAGCUAGGUAUAGGAUUAAAUCUUCAUGUUAUAGCAUGCUUAUUACUUCGUUAAUUUCGUUUGCAAUUAUUAUAAUUAUAUGUUAAAUUUGGUCAACAAGACAAGGUAAAGUACAGCUCUAUGAUAUUAUUACAUUUAUGUUUAAGCUAUCAUAUAGUAUAAACAACUUAGUUUUUCUGUAACAGUGUCAGUGUAACUGAUGAUGAUAAAUAGUAUUUUUUGUAGAUAGUUUUCCAGAACAUCCCUUGAAGAUUUCUUUAAAGAUUUCGUCAAGAAUCUUUCAUAGGAGACUUCUCGGACUUUAAAUUUCCACUAAAAGUAUUGUAGCUUAUUUUUCGAUGUUAAAUUUAAAGCAAGUAUUUUAUCUUAACUAAAAUUUAAUUAAAAUUUUGAAUUAAAAGGUUAUACUGUACAAAAUUCGAAUUUUUAUAUUUGAUUAUGGUCUUGUCGAUUGCAGAAUAUAUGAUUGUAUCUGAAGAUAAUUAACUGCCAAAACUGUAUUGUGGCAACAUAUCUGUCGUGAAGUUUUAAAACGAACUUUGGCAAAGAAGCGAAGAUAAACAGCAAACUAAAUAUUUUUGUCGUUUUAAAGCAAGCCUUCAUGGCCUUAUUGAAAGAGGGCGUUUCCAAUGUAUAAUAUUUAUUUUGUUAUCUGAAAAUACAUUUUAUCUAACGCUUUACAUAGCAAC
Molecule: messenger RNA, 1572 nt
Organism: Bolinopsis microptera
Lineage: Eukaryota; Metazoa; Ctenophora; Tentaculata; Lobata; Bolinopsidae
Exons: 3
Coding region: 304-627 (107 amino acids)
Source: RefSeq, a predicted model, not a curated record